Messenger RNA from Carassius auratus (goldfish), 1144 nucleotides. Its product is annotated as CD48 antigen-like. NCBI's taxonomy places the organism in Eukaryota, Metazoa, Chordata, Actinopteri, Cypriniformes, Cyprinidae. Bases 117 to 965 code for a protein of 282 amino acids. The transcript has 4 exons. The record is from RefSeq and is a predicted model, not a curated record.
UUUCUUCCUCUGGUUAGGCAGACUUCUGCUCGUGCAGCUGUCGUUUUUAACGGACGUUUUCCACGGAGCUAUGAGGACUUUAAUAACAGAAAUCGUUCGGACAUAAUUUGAAUAAUAUGCAUUCAGAUGCUGCUUUCAUCUGUCUAUGGAUUCUUAUCACAAAUGGUGUGUUUGGUGAUACAGAUGAAGUGAAGUCAGUGUCAGUGACUGAAGGAGAUUCUGUCUCUCUAAACACGGAUGUUAAAGUACAGAGAGAUUACAUGAUUAUGUGGACGUUUGGACCUCAAAACACUCGAAUAGCUGAAAUCAUUAAAAGAGACCAAAUGAACUUUAUUUUUGUCAGUAAUGAUGAGAUAUUCAGAGACAAACUCCAGAUGGACAAUCAAACUGGAUCUCUGACCAUCAGAAACAUCAGAUCUGAACACUCUGGACUUUAUAAACUGACCGUCAUCAGUGGAAACAACUCACUGAAGAGCUUCAGUCUUACUGUGUAUGCUCCUCUUCCCUCUCCUGUCAUCACCAGAGACACUUCAGACUGUUCUUCAUCAUCUUCAUCAUCCUCAUCUAAACGUUCAUCAGUGUCCAGAUGUUCACUGCUGUGUUCAGCUGUGAAUGUGAGUGCUGUGACUCUCUCCUGGUACAAAGGAAACAGUUUAUUGUCCAGCAUCAGUGUGUCUGAUCUCAGCAUCAGUCUCUCUCUACCUCUGGAGGUGGAAUAUCAGGAGAACAACAUCUACAGCUGUGUGAUCAACAAUCCCAUCACAAACCAGACCACACAUCUGGACAUCACUCAACUCUGUCACACGUGUUCAGAACCUCUCCGCUCCUAUUUCAUACCACUGGUAGUUGGUUUAUUGUUGCUGGCUGUUUUUUUGGGCGUGAUUCUAUUUUGGCACAUCAAGAAGCGUAAACAAACUGCACAACCUGGCAAGUAUUACUGCGACUGCAUAUAUUCAUCUUUGUGAUGGAAAAGUGUUUAUCAUAUGACCAUCACUUCAUGUAUAAUGUUUUAUAGUUGAACUGUGGUUAUUAUUAAAACAGUUGAAAAUGAAGACAUACAUUAUGCUACAGCAACAUUCGUUGCACAUCCUUUACAUCAUACGGUAAGAUGUUGAUUUGCUGUGUGCCUUGUGUCUCGCUGUCU